This is a messenger RNA of Salvia miltiorrhiza (redroot sage), 748 nucleotides long. Its product is annotated as protein SPIRAL1-like 5. Gene Ontology annotation, cellular component: cortical microtubule, transverse to long axis. Lineage: Eukaryota; Viridiplantae; Streptophyta; Magnoliopsida; Lamiales; Lamiaceae. Bases 172 to 462 code for a protein of 96 amino acids. The record is from RefSeq and is a predicted model, not a curated record. Gene Ontology annotation, biological process: cortical microtubule organization. The transcript is spliced from 2 exons.
GGGUGGUUGAAAUGCUAUUAAUUAAGAAACAGAAAUAUUUAUCAAAAAACAUCACUUUUAAUUUGAAGUAUAAUACUUCCCUUUUCUCUCUAUAUAGCCUGAUCAAACACACACACACACAAAUUAAGUGAGUAAAAGCAAAGCAUAAGAAAUCUCUCAAACUUGAAGAAUAUGAAAAGAGGUGAAAGCGCUGGGGGUGGUCAGAGUUCGUUAGGCUAUCUCUUUGGUUCCAACACUAAGGAGAAAAUCGAGGCGGCGCCACCAUCUCCGACUACUUUUAUGCCGCCUUACGGCAUCGAUACCGGAGACGACGUCGGCAAGCCACCGGAAACCCUCGACAAAACCAAAAGGGUCCAUGCCCAAAAUUCUGGAAUCUUCAUCACUGGUCGACCUUCGACUAAGGUUUCGUCUCCGCCGGGCGGAGGCUCAUCUCUAGGGUACCUGUUUGGAGAUAAGUCUUGAUCAACUUAACACCCAAUUAAGUAUGAUUAAUUAUGUGUGUAUCCUAUCUUAUAAUUUAGUAGCGAGACCAAAGAAAAAUUUGCCCAUGAUUUUGUGGGGAAUUAGAUUAGGGUUUUGUGUGUGGGUUUGCAAUAUCAACAUGUGUGAUUGUUUCAUAAUAUUAAUAGUGGUAAAGUGAGCUUAAUUUCCAAUUAAUGUACUUAUCAAAAUUAUGGAUGCAUAUAAUAUCAAAUGUGGUAAAAAAAGUUCUCCAAUUUUAUUAUAUUUAGUUAAUGCCACUUCCACA